Molecule: messenger RNA, 1455 nt
Organism: Sphenostylis stenocarpa
Lineage: Eukaryota; Viridiplantae; Streptophyta; Magnoliopsida; Fabales; Fabaceae
Source: the annotation of a GenBank genome assembly
AUGGCGGCAGCGUCGCGGCGGCUACGGGACCUCCAAUCCCAGGUGGCGAACAAGAUCUGCGUCGACUGCUCCCAGAAGAACCCGCAGUGGGCCUCUGUCUCGUACGGCGUCUUCAUGUGUCUGGAGUGCUCCGGUAAGCACCGUGGCCUUGGUGUCCACAUCUCCUUCGUCCGAUCCGUCACCAUGGACUCCUGGUCCGAAGUCCAGAUCAAGAAAAUGGAAGCUGGAGGGAACGAUAAGCUCAACGCCUUUCUCGCUCAGUACUCUAUCCCCAAGGAGACAGACAUAGUCACUAAAUACAAUACCAACGCCGCUGCCGUUUACCGCGAUCGGAUCCAGGCAAUUGCUGACGGCCGUCCCUGGCGCGAUCCACCGGUCGUUAAGGAAAACCUCGCCGGCAGCAAGGGGAAGCCACUGCUGACGCAGACGCAAAGAGCUGGAAACGGAGGAUGGGACGAUUGGGACAACGAGGGGAUUUCGGCGGAUAUCCGGAGCAGGUCGACCGGGGACUUCAGGAACUUGAACGGGGCCGGCGCGCCGGCGAGGUCGAGGUCGACGGAGGACAUCACGCGAUCGCAGCUGGAGGCGUCGGCGGCGAACAAGGAAAGCUUCUUCGCGAGGAAGAUGGCGGAGAACGAGUCGCGGCCGGAGGGGCUUCCGCCAUCGCAGGGAGGGAAGUACGUAGGGUUCGGAUCCAGUGCGCCCCCUCAGAGGAGGAACGAUGCUCAAAACGAUUAUUUAUCUGUCGUUUCGCAGGGGAUUGGGAAAUUGUCUUUGGUUGCUGCUUCUGCUGCUCAAUCUGCGGCUCAUGUUGUUCAGGCUGGCACGAAAGAGAUCACAUCUAAGGUCAGGGAAGGUGGUUAUGAUCACAAGGUCAAUGAAACUGUCACUGUUGUCAGUCAAAAGACAUCAGAAAUUGGACAGAGAACUUGGGGCAUAAUGAAAGGAGUUAUGGCCAUGGCCUCCCAGAAGAUCGAGGAGUACACUAGAGAUGAUCCAAACUGGAAGACUAAUAACUGGCAACGAAAUGAGAGCGAAAGAAAUGGUUAUUAUCAGGAUUUUAACCAACAGAACAAAGGAUCGAAUUCUUCUCUUGGAAGAGAACAAUCUUCAUCAGGGCAAUAUAUAAGUCACAGCUCAAGCUCUGCGGAGGAUUGGGAUCACCACCGAGAUAGCAGGAAGGAAGAUCGUGCGAAAGGAUCAACUCCUUCUCAUUCAUCAGGUGGACAGUCUAGUACCUACAACUCAAGCUCUUGGGAUGAUUGGGAACACACAGAUUCUAGGAAGCAACAACCAGCUAAAAGAUCAGCUCCCCAUAAUAAUGAUGAUUGGGCUGGCUGGGAUAAUGCCAAAGAUGAUGGAUUUGAUAGUUUUUACCAAGGUGAAUCGAAUAAGAAAGGUGCUGGUCAUAAUGGAAAAUCAGAUGGCACUUGGACAGAGGGAGGCUUUCUAUGA